UGGCAUGGCGGAAGGUCUGCGCGGUAAACAAUAUAAACAAAGACACAAAAUUGGCGACUGCUCCCAGAAUUUCGAGGCGUGGCCGAGCGAGAGCCGCGGGUGAGGAGCCAACAUGCCGCAGAAGAAGAAGGAGUCGCUCGGGGGAGACAAGCCAGGCCAGGAGGUGCAGGCUGACCACGAGUUAUUCUUGCAGGCCUUUGAGAAGCCAACACAAAUAUACCGGUACCUCAGGUCGCGGAACGUUCUGAGUCCAAUAUUCCUGCAACGAACGCUCUACUACAUGCGAGGGCGGAUGAGUCGGAGCCACAAAAACAGAAUGACCUUUAAACUGGAUGGCCUCUUGGAAAAGGUUACGCAGAAGAGUGAGAGGCAGGGGGAGCGGCCGGCCAGUUACCUCAACAUUGCCUUCACCGGCUUUCAUGACGACAAAUUGGAGGGAGUGUCAGGGGAUGUGGCCAGAGUGGAAACCUUCAUCGUGAAAAUGUGCCACAAGAAGCGCAAGGAGUCGUCAGCUCCGCUCAUGCAGGUGUCUGUGGGAACGCAAGAUGUCUCCAUCAACCCGACAGAGAGCAGUGGUGGUGGUGGUGGUGGUGGUGGUCGCUGCUACCCAACCAUCAGCAUCCCGACCCACAGCUUCACCUGGAGCAACGGACACCAGGUCAAGUCGUACGUCAUGGUGUUCCGGGUCACACUUGUGCACGACCAGGAGAAUGCCGGCGAGCCCCUCAUGAAGCGGCGGCGAGUCAGUCGCAGCUCAUCGCAGGACGCACAAGAUGCAAAUAUCGCCAACAACACCGCCAACACCCCCAAUAAUAACAACAACAACAACAAUAACAACACCACAGCCACACAGAAUGGGGAUGCUUCAAAUGGGGGUGUUGGGUCCACGUACUGCGGGGAGCUGGUGAUGUUUGACCGCCACGGACGUUCCCUGCUGACCCCUGGACACUAUGAGCUGGUGUUGGAGCUGCAGGCGGGAGCAGACGGCGACAGUCUUCCUCUCUGCCGCUCCAGCCCAAAGAAGGUGGCCGGCUGGGAGACCAUCAGCACUUUGAAACUGGAUGGCAUUUUCAACCACAUCCCAGUGCUGAAGUUUACUCUCAACUGGACCAAUGAGACGUCCAGCCCAGCACCAGAGCGCCCUCGUCUCCAGCCACUCAAGCCCCUGGAUGUGGUGUUGGCGAAUAGCACCUCCACCAAGCCCAGGCCUCAGGGAGUGGCCAGCCCUGAGGCACCCCAGCUCGUGCUCUACCAGUUUGUGUACAAUAACAACAGCCGCCAACAGACUGAGGCACGCCGAGACUUUCACUGCCCCUGGUGCUCUCUCAAUUGCAUGGCUCUCUACUCCCUACUGAAGCACCUCAAGUUGUGUCAUGCCCGGUUCUCCUUCACUUAUGUUCCGCAUCCCAAGGGCGCAAGAAUUGACGUCUCCCUCAAUGAGUGCUACGACGGGUCUUACGCUGGCAACCCCCAGGACCUUGUGGCGCUCCCUGCAGGGUUUGCAUUCUCCCGGUCAGGUCCCACUCGCCGCACACCCACCACUUCCGUUCUGGUGUGCCGCCCGAAACGCCCCAAACCUUCCCUCUCUGAGUUUCUGGAGCAGGAUGAUGAUUUCGACUUGCCUCGCUCAUACAUUUUGGGUCAUAACAGGCUGUACCACCACACCAUGACCUGCCUGCCCAUUCAGCCCCAUGAGCUGGAUGAGGACAGCGAGGGGGAGCACGACUCGGAGUGGGUGCGGCAGAAGACACAGAUGAUGAUUGACGAGUUCUCGGAUGUGAAUGAAGGAGAGAAAGAAGUGAUGAAGAUGUGGAACCUACACGUCAUGAAGUACAAUUUUGUGGGCGACAGUCAAAUCCCUCUGGCGUGCAGCAUGUUCCUGGAGACCCAUGGAGCAGAACUGCUGCGCAAGAAUCUGUACCGCAACUUUGUUCUACACAUGAUCUCCCUUCACGACUUUGGUCUCAUCGGAACUGGCGUGGUGUACCGCUGUGUGCUGCAGCUGCAAGGAAUGAUGCAGGACCCCUCCAUACAGAAGCAGUUGGCAGCAGGCUGGGAGGAGCAGCGGAGAUCAGCUAAGAAAGUCUUUCCGGUUCACUCUGGCCGCAGCAACAUGGCCAUAGGGGGAGGCAGGGGAGGGGUAGCAGCAGCAGUCAAGCAGGAGUCUUCUCACACCUCCACCUGCUCCUCUCCAUCCUCUGCCUCCUCCUCCUCAACCUCUUUGACAGCCAACAGUGCCUGGUUGUCUGAGAGUAAAGGUUCUCCCAGCAAAAGCAAAGGGAAGAGGAAGUGUGGAGUAACCAGAUGGUCUGUCUUGCAGGUGAAGGAGAUGUGAAGUGUUGCGUUCAGUGAGGACUCUCAGGGUCACUAAGUACAAACCCUCAGGCCAGGAGCAGCCCCCUUCCCCCUAACCCUGCUGCUGCUACCACCACACCACCACUACCAUCACCACCACUGCCAACAAGGGCCCGGACCCUGCCAAUGUGACGCUGAGUGUAUGUGUGGGGCGGUGUUGUCUCUAGUGGUACGUUGAUGCCUGUAUUGUGGAACAGAACGCUAUAUUCUGAAGCGCUUCUGUGCCACACUCCCACUACUUUCAGAAGGCUGUAGACAAACUAAAAUGGGUUUUUAAAGUUUCUUUUAUGGUUCUAGUGACUGGUUGACAAUAUUUCUACAUUUAUUAACAGAAGAAACCUUCUUGAGAACUCCGCUCAUCAUCUCUGUGGCCUUUGAAAAAUAGUCUUGUUGAAGGAGAAGUGUUUCUGACAACAGGCUUGGGUCAAGUUGUGGUGUGCUUGGAGCCUGUGAAUGGAGUGUGAGUAGGUAAAGUGACUCUUUCAGUACUAUGGCAACAGUUUCACCAAGCCCCGGGUGGAGUUUUUUCAAGGAGUUAAGAAUCAUGUACACAAUUUCUUGAACAAUAGAGAAUCUGGGGAAGUUUGGAAAUAUGUGUAGUACUGAAUAGGUAAAGAGUCAAGGAAUUAGAAGAUGCUCUGUGUGCCCACCACCACCACAACCCUGCCACAGUGAGUGAACUAACACUAUCACCAUAUUGCCAAAAACACAGUAACAUUCCCAUGAACAUCCAUACCAGCUGAGCCAACAACAGUAACGCUCCCAUGGACUCAUACCAGCCCAGCUAAACCUACAGCAACACUCCCAUACCAUUGCUCCUCCUAGUGAGUGUAUGGUUCCAGUUAAAUAAGGCAGGUAAGGACACAAUAACACAGUAACAUUGCCACUAACCAAUGCUCCCUCUCAAUGGUUGGUUUAUAUAAAUCAGUCUUUCUUUGAAUUGUGUGGCAAACUUCCUGUCUUCUAUGUAAGAUGCCAGAUUAUUUUGAUCAAGAUAAUCUGGGGUACCAUUUAUAUAUGUAAUCUAUCAAAGGUUUUUGGUAGAAGUGUUUUGGUUUGCUCCACAUUUCAGACACGGAAAGGAAUGUGUAUGCAAGUCAGGGCGUUAGUCAUUGCGUCAUUGGGCGUCAGUCAUGUCCUGGUAUCCUUGCCUAAACCUUGACACGCUUGGUGACACACAGUUAAGUACCACAGUGGGUCUGCAAGUUAUGGAAGAGCUCUGUUCCCACACUAAGUCGUAUGUCACUCACCGGUGUUAAUACUAUAGUACUGUCAAGUCAUAAUCUAGGGCAUAAAAACAUUAACUACUGUACCUGUGAGAAAACAUGCAUAGAGGACAUAGAGUAAAUGAAGAUAAAUCAGUACCAAAAGAAAAAAAAAAAAAAUCAGCAAAGGGACAAGCUUUAUAACCUUCAAGUGGCAUCAGUUGAGAGGGCUGUAAACCAAGGACUCUCACUGUUUGGAAGACUCCAUAACCUAGCAGGAGAAAUGUAUAGAAAAAAGUAAGGGAAACUGGUGGACUUUUUUGAUAGCAUAGAAAAGUGUUAAUCUUCAGAUGGAGAAGGAAAAAAAGCCACAUUUGCAUUUUCAUCACUUUGCCAUAUACCAGCUUACAGUUUUUUUUUUUUUUUUUACAACAUACCACUAUCAGUUUCACCCCACCAACCCAACCUGACACACAAUAACAUUUGAGUGCUUCACCACACUACCACACUAGCAACACAGCUACAAAUACAUCUUGAAAUACAUGAUUCUCAGUACUUAUUUUGUCUCAGUAUACAACAUACAUUUGUAUUCUUAAACCCUUGAAAAUUAUCUCUGGAUCAUGGACUUACCCUUUCAGCAGAAUCUGUUUAGUUAUCUCUAGAAUCAUGGAAACCCUUUAAAGCUCUCCCAAAAAAAAUAGAACCUGCUUAUCUCUAGAAUUGUGAAAACAUCCUUGAAAACCCUAAGAACUUUUAUUAACCUUUAACUACUAGAAUUAUGAAAACAUCCUUGAAAACUCCUACAAAUUUACUCUCAAGACAUCCUUUAAAUUCUCAUGAACUUCAAUUGCAACCUGUUAAAAGUUAUGGAAGCAUUUACUGAAAUUGACCUCUCAUUGUCUUCUUACUCAUACAAGCGACUCCUUAAACAGUCCCAGUAACUUCUGAAACACAUGAGUUGAUGGCAGUGGUGGUAGUGUGGGAUGCAGUGAUGGUGGUAUUUUAUGCUAAGAUACAUAUAAUUAAAAAAAUAAAGAAAAAAAAGGUAUUGAUAGUAUUAUUGAUGUAAGGUGACUUGUAGGAGACGUAUAUUACCUUAACUAGUGGUGAUCUGUAUUGCUGUGGAAGGAAUACUAUACUUGUCCUUACAAAGUUUGUUCGUGAUUUUUUCUGUAAGAGCACGUACCUAACUGGUGAAUUUUUGACUGGCCAACUUGGAUAUCAACACUUGGCAGACUGAUUGAAGUGUGAUGCUGCACGACUCUUGCACUUGUGGAGGAGAAUGAUUAGUGUGAAAGUGACCUGCGUGUAAGGCUGACUGAAUGAAGUGACUGGUGAGUGUAAAGGACUGACUGGCUAAUAGCAUGUGUAUCCAGUAAGUAGAAAUGCUCAAAUGUACAGACAGAUAGAGAGACCGUGACUGAAAUCUGACUGAAGAAAUAAGCCUAGUACUGCCACUACUAUACUAUUACUAUUAUUAUUAUUGUUAUCAUCAUAAUCACUAUUGUUAGUGUUGCUGACUGUGAGGAUUCAUUGCCUUGUGUUAUCUUUCCAGUCAUUAUCUUAGUAGAUGAUGUCAGUGGCCAGAUAGAUUUCCUUAUCAGCCUCAAAGAAUGGGUGAUGCAGCUGUGAGCCUGCAACACCACUUCACUGGCAGGUUGGGAACAGCUCCACUAAUAGCUGGGUUUUAUAGAGGUAGUCAGCUGAUCAGAAGAGUUAAGACUGAGAGGAGACACAAAAUGCGGUGGAAGUGAUACAAAGUGGUCAUCUCUCAGUAUGAAUAAUGAAGCAAGUGAAGCAGCAAACAUCUUCACUUCAUUCUGAUGGUUUGACGAAGAGACAUGCUAUUGUCAACAGUCACUGACAACCAAAGCUCUGUGGAAAAAACAAGGAUUUUUUAUUUAUUUAUUUAUUUAUUUUUAUUUAUUUAUUUUUUUUUUUUUAGCCCACUACAUUUUUGGUCACAGAGUCUUGAUAAUGUCAAGAUUUUUUUUUUUUGCUGCUCUUACUUUCCUUUGACAAAUUUCCAUCACUUCCACUGUGUUUUGUGUUGUCCAUUAGUCUGAAGGUCUGUCUCCUACCAACUGCCCUUCCUCAGAUUAGUCCUCUCUUGGUUGCAGUCAUUUCUGUGCAUUGGUAACCUUCCAUGUGGUGGUGAGGACAGGAGUCUUGGAGUCAGGAUUGCAUGAAAGCCUCACACAGAUGCACCUCAUGGUUUUGCCUUGGAUUGUUGUGCCGUCUUAUUUUUUGUUUCAUUAUUUUUGUAAUUUCCUGUGUUGAUUUCUUCACUCAUCUAUUAUAUCUUCUAUUCUCUCUUUUCUUAUUUCUUGCAUCAUUUAUUUGCUUAUUUAUUUAUUUAUGUAUUUAUAUAUUUUUUUUGCAUCAUGAUUUUUCUCUCUGGUUUCUUCUUGUCAUUUAGUGCUUCUUGUAUGGGAUAGUAGAUUUCAUGUCACAAUGUGUUAUUUCCUGUUUCCCUGCCACUGACAUCACUCUGUUCAUGCUGCCAACACCUCUUCCAGGCACAUUUCCUGCUCUCUCACUUUGUCAUUUGUUUCACAUUAACAUUUUACAGAGCAUGUGGUUUCAGUGAUGCAUGUCAUGCUUAUAUCUUUCCUCCUUGACCUGUCUGGAACAGUUAGGGUUUGGUCUGUAACCAUCAUCUCUAACAAUGGUUACAUUUCUUAUUUUCAUAAAUAAGCUACUUUCAUGUUUGUCAAGAAGUGUGGCUAAGACAAAAGAAUAAAAAAAAAAAAACUUGUUACUUUCUAAAAAGUCAGAGAGAGAAGGUGGUCAGUUUAAUUCUGAAGAUAUUUGGUUGCAGCUGCACAUUGGGUGUGUGUAGGAUUCUAUCAUGAUACAUCAUGUAAGUGAAACUUUAGCAGCAUUAUCAAGUGUGAACAUUUCUGCUAAGAUAUUGCCCUCUCACAAAGCCACAGACUAGAAGAGGCUUGGCUGUGUAAAGUAUGGUGUUGACCCCUGGCCUUCCCUUACCUCGCAUUAUAUUUUCAACUCUAGUUCAGAAAGUGUUGAGAGACAUUAGGUAGGAAGGCCCCCCCUCCCUUCCAGUUGUGUGAAGAAAACAUUCUGCUUUGUUGCGACCAGAAUGCAUCUUUCUCACAACUUAUCCUUCUGCCUUGCGUACAUGGCAGUGUAAGGGCAAUUCUUGUACAUACUGUUUUAUUAUUAAUUUAAACACAACAGGUAGGGCCGUUAGAAUAAGGGAUGUAAAUGAAAUGUGACUGACAUUUGUAAUGCAGAAUGUUAAACUUGAUUGAUUGAUAGAUACUGCGUAUGAGACAGAAGAACAAAGCAAAAACUAAACAGAGGAUGCUAGGAUUUACCUUCUGGCCUAUUCCUCACAAGUCAUUGAUGUAGCUGGAAGUAAAAGUACAAGGCUGUUGCUUGUCACACUUGUACUGAUGCUGCACCCUUUUUUUUGUGAAGUGAGAAAUAACUUGGAUAUAAGAUAAUGAAACUCAACAGAAUGCGGUCCCUGUGUUGUUGAUGGAGUGAGGUUUUCUGUGACUAGUCCAGUAACAUAAGGCCUUACCAUAUUGCUACAUUCAAGGAUCACUCAGUGAAUCUAUUAUCACUGUUCUUUUAUGUUGUAUGUGUAGUAAUAAUGUGUUACAAUGUAGAAAUUCCCAAAAGUUCUGGAAGACUGUUUUGCUUUUUUUAUGUUUCCAAGAGUAUGACCCCAAAGAGGAGGGAGAGUUAGCUCAGCACUGCAGCACUUGUGUGGUAGGGUGUGCUGGCAAUGUGCUUACUUGCCCUCCCUGGCUGCCAGCACUAUUUUUGUAUCUAAGCUGUAUUCUUCCCUUUUUACCAGACUCCAGUCUUUCUUUUAGACAACAAUUUUAACGUAUGAUAAGUUACUCUGACGACCCCUUUGUAUGUAGGUAGGACUUGACAUGUCUAUAUAGAUUUAUUUAUCUGAAAAGUGUUUGUCAUACUUACUGGUGAAUAUUUACAGUAAAAACCUUUUGUAUCC
Portunus trituberculatus (swimming crab) is the source of this 7551-nucleotide messenger RNA. It is a transcript of the gene Su(z)12, whose product is annotated as polycomb protein suz12-A-like. Gene Ontology annotation, cellular component: ESC/E(Z) complex; nucleus. Lineage: Eukaryota; Metazoa; Arthropoda; Malacostraca; Decapoda; Portunidae. Gene Ontology annotation, molecular function: chromatin DNA binding. The record is from RefSeq and is a predicted model, not a curated record. The coding region runs from base 113 to 2335 and encodes 740 amino acids. The transcript has 13 exons.